AUGUCCUACACGGAAGAGGAGUAUUACGACAUUGCGGAAUACACCGUGGACUGCGACGGCUGCGACGACGACCAAUGGGCUCUGGUGCCACCUUCGGCGGCUGAGCGGCCGUUGGCGGAUGCCCGCGCGAAUGCGAGGCUUUUUACCACGUUGUCCACAAGCGGGGUUUUGGCGGGUCUACAAAGCGAUGUUGAAAAGGCCAAUGAAAUACUCGGCCUCACGCCGGAGGCUGCCCUUCUCGUCCUGCGCUAUUACGGCUGGAAGAUGGAUGACGCUACGCUUGAGAAAUACUUCGCUGAAAUGGAUGAAGUCAACGAAAAGCUGCGCAUUACUGAGGCAGUUUUUAGAAGUGGUGGCGCUGGCGCCGAGUUGGUGCGGGGCAACCAAUCGAUGGAGUGCCCUAUUUGCGGCGACGAUGUCCCAGCAGAGGAGACGGUGGGGCUAGCAAGCUGCCGUCAUUUCUUGUGUAUUGAGUGCCUCACCACAAAUCUUAUUUGUGCUGUAAAGUACGGCCAUGACCUGCUCGAUAAACGCUGCCCAACGCGGGGAUGCUGCAGCAUUGUGGGGUUGAAUCUCUUUAAGGCGCUUCUACCGCCAAAGGAGUACGGCCAGGCGGAGCGGCGUUUUCUCAACGACUACGUUGGCGGCAACACACACAUGCGCUUCUGCCCAAAUGUGACACCGUGUGCAGGGGUGAUACGCGUUGCCGCCCUACGGGAGUCGGGCCCAGAGGUCUGCUGCGAUAUCUGCGCCCUGGAGUUUUGCUUUAAGUGUCUUCAGGCCCCUCACGCCCCGGCGACGUGUGCAAUGGUACAAAACUGGGCGAAGCUGUUGCAGGAGAACGAACCCUCGCUGGCGCUUAUUCAGGAAACGACGAAGGGGUGUCCCAAGUGCUUCGUCCGUGUGGAGAAAAACUUGGGUUGCAAUCACAUGAAGUGUACACGCUGCCAGCAUGAGUACUGCUGGAUCUGCCUAGGCCCCUGGUCGGAACACAACGCCAACUUCUACAAUUGCAACAAUGUAAGACAAGCCGAGGUGAAGAACGAAAAAAACAUGCUUCUCGACUACUAUGAACGGUGGGACAAUCACAAGCGCAGUAUUGCGAUGGAGACAAACUUGCUACAGGAGAGCUCUGAGAAGGUACGAAAACUGGCGCAGUACCACAAGGGUCCCUCAACAUCAGGCAAGACGUUAUCGCUUCUAUACAACACACGGCGUGUACUACGCGAUUGUCGUGUUGUGCUCAUGAAUGCGUAUGUUGUUCUAUUCUUUAGUGGGACUGCAGGCUCAUCAUUGCAUUACCGCAUUCAUCAGCUCGAGUUACGGACAGAGGAGACUAGCAGGCUCAUCGAUGCCCCACCAGAGCUGCUUGACGUCGAUGAAAUUGAGUCUCGUAGCCAUCAAGCUAUGCAUUGGUGCAACGUCUUGCGGAGGGAGGGGUUUGAUUAA
This is a messenger RNA of Trypanosoma conorhini, 1449 nucleotides long. Its product is annotated as RING finger protein. Gene Ontology annotation, molecular function: zinc ion binding; ubiquitin conjugating enzyme binding; ubiquitin protein ligase activity. The record is from RefSeq and is a predicted model, not a curated record. NCBI's taxonomy places the organism in Eukaryota, Euglenozoa, Kinetoplastea, Trypanosomatida, Trypanosomatidae. Gene Ontology annotation, cellular component: cytoplasm; ubiquitin ligase complex. Gene Ontology annotation, biological process: protein polyubiquitination; ubiquitin-dependent protein catabolic process; positive regulation of proteasomal ubiquitin-dependent protein catabolic process. The transcript has a single exon. The coding region runs from base 1 to 1449 and encodes 482 amino acids.